Messenger RNA from Thelazia callipaeda (thelaziosis nematode), 2274 nucleotides. Lineage: Eukaryota; Metazoa; Nematoda; Chromadorea; Rhabditida; Thelaziidae. The record is from the annotation of a GenBank genome assembly.
AUGGCAUAUGAAAUUAUCGACUAUGAUCUCGAAAAAGAAAAAAUACGAGAUUUCUUGACAACAUUUUCCUGCAAAGAAAAUGAUUCACAAAUAUUUCCUUACGAUAAGCAUAUUGCUCGACUUACCGAACGAGAAGAGGUUCCUAUAUAUAUCAAUAUGGAUGAUGUAAAUGAAUAUGAUCCUGCACUCUAUGUUGCUAUUCAGCAAAAUACUGGACGUUAUCAUAUGCUUUUUGGUGACAUAAUAGACUCUUUGAUCCAACAAAAGCUAGGUGACAGACAGCCACCUGUUCGAGACGCCUUAGAUGCAUUCAUAUUUCAACGAAUUUAUAUGGAUAAAAAACAGGCCCAGAAUAAGGAAGAAACAGAUGCUGCUACAGAAACAGUAGCUACAAAUGAAGAUUCACGAAAAAAAUACCCUCCUCAGUUAUUACGUCGAUUCGAAGUAUACUUCAAAGGAAGCUCGUUAAAUAAGCCAUUGUCAGUUCGUGAAGUGAAGGCAGCUCAUGUUGGCAAGCUUGUUACAAUAACAGGUAUCGUUAUCCGAGCUACAGAAGUUAAGCCAAUGGCUUCUGUUAUGACGUAUACUUGCGAUACUUGUGGUUGUGAAACAUACCAGCCAAUAAUAGGACCAGCUUUUAUGCCAGCACUUAGUUGUCCGUCAAAAGAUUGUGUCGAAAAUAAAGCAAGAGGACGCUUACAAAUGCAAAUUCGUGGAUCAAAGUUUAUGAAAUUCCAAGAAAUACGGAUCCAAGAACUUAGCGAACAAGUUCCUGUUGGUAGUAUACCCCGCUCUUUGAUUAUUAAUGUUACUGGAGAAAACACAAGAGCAUGUAUACCAGGAGAUGUUAUUCGAGUUUCCGGCAUUUUCGCUCCCUUGAUGAGAACUGGUUUCCGACAACUUACUGGUGGCUUGACGACAGAAGUUUUCAUCGAAGCUCAUCAUAUAGAAAAUAUCAAUAUGGUUUCCAUUAUUUUAUUGAAACGUAUUGUAGAAAAUAAGAAUUUGAUUCAUAAUGGUGAUAGCAUUAUUGGAGAGCAGUACGAGCUGACAGAUGAAGAAGUAGAGUUGGUUUCACAGGAGAACUUUUAUGAGGUGUUAGCUUACAGCAUUGCUCCAGAAAUAUAUGGUCAUUUAGAUAUCAAAAAGUCAUUACUACUUGCACUGGUUGGUGGAGUUGACAAAAAUGUCAGCGGGAUGAAAGUCAGAGGUUGUAUUAAUAUUCUCUUGAUGGGUGAUCCAGGAGUAGCCAAAUCGCAGCUUCUGUCUUACGUUAAUCGAUUAGCAGUCCGAUCGCAAUAUACGACAGGACGUGGUUCCUCAGGAGUUGGCCUUACGGCCGCUGUAAUGAAGGAUCCUAUCACGGGUGAAAUGACGUUAGAAGGCGGUGCAUUGGUCUUAGCUGAUCAAGGCAUUUGUUGCAUUGAUGAAUUCGAUAAAAUGAUAGACGCUGAUCGAACAGCGAUACAUGAAGUCAUGGAGCAACAAACGAUUUCAAUAGCUAAAGCAGGAAUUCUGACUACACUUAAUGCUCGUGUUUCAAUAGUUGCUGCUGCAAAUCCGUCAUUUGGACGUUACAAUCCAAAGAGGAGUAUAGAGCAUAAUAUUGAUCUUCCUGCAGCUCUUCUUUCACGUUUUGAUCUUCUGUGGCUUAUUCAGGAUCGACCAGAUCGUGAGAAUGACAAGCGUCUUGCGGAACAUAUUACAUUUGUUCACAGAAAAGGACGCGAACCAGAGAAGGAUGGUAUGAAGCCGCUAGAAAUGAAUUUGAUCAGGCGAUACAUUGCAAUCUGCAAACGGAAACAACCUAUUGUUGAAGAGAAGAUGUGUGAACGUCUUGUUAAUAUGUAUGUAGAUCUUCGUAAGGAUGCACGAAAUAAUAAGAAUUCUACAUUUACAUCACCCAGAAGUUUGUUGGCAGUUAUCCGUUUAAGUUCAGCACUGGCUCGUUUACGCCUUUCCGAUACAGUGCAAUCUAGUGACAUCGAUGAAGCAGUCCGGCUUCUUGAGGCUUGCCGAUCUUCGGUCGAUGCGGAGCAACACAAGCAGCAGCGUGAAAUUCCUCUUUUAGAUCAGGCUUUUGCUGUGAUACGUGACUUGUACCAGGGCACCAGAAGCAGUUCCGACCGCGGUCUUCCUUUACAAGCGGUUUUAAAAAAAUGUGUCUCCAAAGGAAUCCCUGAAAAAGCUUUACAAGAGUGUGUCGAAGCUUACACUGCUAACGGAGUACUAAUGGUUGAUCGUCAUCAACGGAUCAUUCUCACCUGUGCGUAA